Molecule: messenger RNA, 1262 nt
Organism: Micropterus dolomieu (smallmouth bass)
Lineage: Eukaryota; Metazoa; Chordata; Actinopteri; Centrarchiformes; Centrarchidae
Product: nuclear receptor subfamily 4 group A member 3-like
Exons: 6
Coding region: 201-1262 (353 amino acids)
Biological process (GO): regulation of transcription by RNA polymerase II; cellular response to corticotropin-releasing hormone stimulus
Cellular component (GO): transcription regulator complex; nucleus
Molecular function (GO): DNA-binding transcription factor activity, RNA polymerase II-specific; nuclear glucocorticoid receptor binding; RNA polymerase II cis-regulatory region sequence-specific DNA binding
Source: RefSeq, a predicted model, not a curated record
ACAGCAAACCAACACAGGUUCGGAAGAGCGAGCCCAGCCGAGCUCGGAGCUUCGGCGACCGGACACUUCCUCUGCGACGCCCGCCGAGUCAUCCCUGCUCCAGGAGUCCUGUCCCGGCCGCAGCCACGCCACCCCUCAAUCCCGGACACCCAGCACCAUUCAGCGCGAAGCUCUUUCACCAGAUCUAUGGCAUUCUGACAAUGAACAAGCGCGCUCAGUUAUUGGAACAGCUGCAGUUUGUCCAGUUGAAAUGCACACCUCGAGACAUGCCCUGUGUGCAGGCUCAGUAUGGGCCUGCCCCUCCAGGCUCAGCCUAUUCUGGCCAGUCCUUCAGUUACCAGGGCGACAGCUACAGCUCUGACCUCAUGACCCCUGACUACACCAAGCUGGAACUGGGUGAUGGUGACAUCUCUGCCGCCGCCGCCACUACCUCCCUCCCCAGUUUCAAUGUCUUUGUGGAGGGCAGCUACGAGCCCAAAUCCUCCUGCCUCUACCAGAUGCCUCCCCACAGGCCCACCAUCAAAAAGGAGGAGGAGAGUUACCCAACUGCCCCGCCACUGGAGGCCAUGUCCUCCUCCACCAUGUACUUUAAACAGUCUCCCCCGUCCACCCCCACCACCCCAUCCCUGCCGCCUCAGCCUGGCACCUCCUUCUUGUGGGAGGAGCACCCCCUCGCCCCGCCAUCACACCCCCACUCUCUUGGCUCCAGCUUGGAUGCAGGCCCCCUCAAGUCGCCCCGCUUUCCGCACUUCUACCAGCACUCGCCACCCCACAGUGGCGGUAGCGUCGGUGGUUAUGAGAGUCUGGGUGGAGGGCUGGUUCGCACCUCUUCCUCUUCCUCCUCCUCCUCCUCUUCGAUCUCCCAUCAUCACGGUCCACCCCUGGAGCAGCCCAUGUACCAGCUGCACCGUGGGGCCGGGGGCAGCAGCCUCGCCUUCCGCUCCCUGGCUCUUGGGCCCUGUGGCCCCCUAUUAGGAGACAGCCUGCCCUCACCUCCGCCACGUUGCCCCCAAGGAGAGGGCACCUGUGCAGUGUGUGGGGACAAUGCUGCCUGCCAGCACUACGGCGUACGCACAUGUGAGGGAUGCAAGGGCUUCUUCAAGCGCACAGUGCAGAAAAACGCCAAGUAUGUGUGUCUGGCCAGUAAGAACUGUCCUGUGGACAAGAGAAGACGCAACCGCUGCCAGUACUGCCGCUUUCAGAAGUGUCUCAGUGUCGGCAUGGUGAAGGAAGCCUCGCCUGACCUCCAUAAAGAAACAUGA